AAUAACUCUUAUGAAACAUGAGUACGAAAAGUGUAACAUUGUACUAUAUUUCACUAAGCUAAUGAUUUGAUUAGUACAAAAAGGUUAUAACUGUUGACAUUGUAGCCAUAGGCGCUUCAUUUACCUUUCAAAUUUCAAAUCACCGAAUCAUCGCAUUUGAUUGAAAGAUGCUUUAUUCGGCGCUCAUAACCUUUCUAAGCGUCUUUGUAGGUCAUUCAGCUUCUGUUGGCAACUGUGGUACCUACUCUUUCUGCUGGAUGAUAAAUUCCAAUACCACCUAUGAAAGCCUUGAUAGCAAUCUUUGGUUAAAUGGUGUUGAAUUGUUGUCGAUUGGAGAAAAAGAAAAGUUCAUGUCUCUGAAGUUGGUAUCAUCAGGUUUCCAUUCAUUAACAUUUCAGAAUGGAAGAGACCUCAGUACUUGGAGAAUUUCAACAGGUGCAUGUUCAGCCCCUUCUGUUGUAAAAAGUCAAAAUGACCCUAAAGAGCAGCCCAUCAGCAGCACAAUUGAGGUUUUGAAGUCUUUCACAGCUGAUCAGGUUUUUGCAUGUGAAAGCAAAACUCUCUAUCUGCGUCAAGAGAAGGAUCUUAUUUUUGCAGUCGGUUACACUGAACGCUUUCCAGUGAGAGUCGAAUCGAGGAGUGUCUCUACGCUGCAGCUCUCCUGGACUGUGUUGUCCACUCCACUUGAAGUCCCUGUGUACAGGGUCACCUUAUAUGAGCCUGAAGAUGACGCUGCCAUUUUGGUGAAGGAGGAAUCUGUAACAGCACCCUACUACACGUUUCGCAACCUCGACUCCUGUAGGGAUUACAUUGCAUGUGUGAAUUAUCCAAGUAAUCCCUCCAUCUUGUGUGUUAAAGCCCUCACGGAUCCUGAAAAACCAAGGAAUUUCCGAGUCACUGAUUCCAAUAGCAGCAGCCUCACUGUGUCGUGGGACUGCCCUCUGAAUCAGGAGUACACCUUGUUCACGGUGUCUGUUCUCUACCUGAACUCAACGGGUCAUCUCCAGAUAGAGGAGUCUUACAGUCAUAAAGAGGACAAGCUGGAAUUCACCCUCAGCAACCUGCCUCCUUGCAGCAAGCUACAGCUGGCCCUGCAGACAGUGUGUGAAACUGAAGAAACGCGGAGCAGUGAAAAGAUCUUUAUUGAUGCUUAUGCUAAACUGGAAGAUGUCCGUCAAGUUGCUCACACCAAUAGUAGCUACACCCUGAUGUGGUCUGUAAGGAACAACUCCUCCAUUUCUGCAUUCAACGUGUACAAUGAUGAAAUUCUGCAGGGGUCUACCUCACAGAACACCUACACGUUGACUGGAGUACUGCCUUGCCACCAGUACAAUGCAACUGUAGAAGCUAUCUGUGGAGAGAAAACAGUGAUGAGUGUGAAGACCAUCCAGGCUGAGACGGGCCCGGGUACAGUAACAGAUUUGCAAUUCCAGCAGCAGGACUCCAAGGUCCAUUGGAAGACUAAGUCUGGGCCCAGGGUGAUGUUUGCCUACCAGCUUUAUGAUGAAAACCGUUCUGUAAUUCAGGGUGGGAAGGUGAACAGCACUACUCUGGAUCGUUUUGACUUGAAUCCCAACACUUCCUAUCAGCUUGAGGUAUUUGAGGAGUGUUUGGGUGAACAUGGCCUUUCGACGUUCUUGGCUUUUAUUACAAAUGCAGAGGCUAGAGCUUUCCCAAGUUUGGAUUUCACUGACGAGCCGGUGUUGGAACCCCCUGGUAGCAUUGUGGCUGCAACAAAGCCCUCUCCUGAUGCUGAUGCCCCAGCUGAUCUGAUAGGCGCAGUGUCUGGGGUUCCCCCAGACUUGGAAAGGGAGACUGAACCCCCAUCAGUGGUUGCGAAAACUCCGGAGACAGCAGAGGCAGAUGAUCUUGCGGAAGCCAUCGGUACUGUCUUAGUGAUAACUGCAUUGGAUCCAGAAGCAGAUGAAUCCCCAUUGCAACAGAUCACACCCACUCAGAGAAAAUUCCCACCUACCCCAUUCGAUCCCGAAUCUCUUGUGCCCAUGAACAAAACCGAAGCAUUAACUCCACCUGCCCAAGCAAGAACCACAUCUGUGCCUUCAAAAGUCACGCCUAUUCUUGCAACAGUCAUACCCAGCCAGAAGGUGGUCACACCUGCUCAAGAUCUAGAAUCUGAUGUUCCGUCAUCCCUUGCCAUUGUUGUGCCAUGGGUAUUGCCAACUUAUCUUCAGACUUUGUCAUCUAAACCCAGAAUUGAAUUGGAGCAAGCGGUCAAAAAUCAAUUGAAGGAUGUCUUAAAGAAAUAUCACCCAAUAGAAGUUGAAUUGGUCAUGUUUAAGUCGGAUGAAGAUAAAACUAAGAUCACUUUCAAAGUCUACAACAUUUCCAACAAAGAGGCUAAAGAGCAACUGUCUGUCACUGAACUAUCCAAUUACAUACAGGCCCUCAACUACCCUAACAUCACAGUGAAAGAUGGUAUUAUUUUCUGGAAUGAUACGGAUGAAUGUGCUUCCCCUGUCCUGAAUGAGUGCAGUAAAAAUUCUUACUGUAUUAAUACUCUGAGUUUCUUCACCUGUGUCUGCCACGAAGGAUAUUAUGAUGUCAGCGGUGCGUUCAGCCCUGCUGUGCACUCUGCCUGUGAUGAGGCUGGGAUGUUUACUCGUUGUGAUGUUGGCCACAUAAAAGCUGGGAUUUCUAAGGAGUUUUUAAGGAAUCGUUUCAGUGGUGAAGUGAGUGUCGUUUUGAACGAUGGGAGCUGCCAGGCUAAAGAGAAUGAAAAUUAUUACUCCUACUCCAUAACAAGCAAUCACAGCUACUGUGGGGCUACAGUUCUGGUGAAUGAAACCCAUAUCAUGUUUAAAAAUGUUCUUCACGUGACUGCUGGUAAAGAUAAAGUGAUCACUAGAAGGGACCUUCAGGUGGUAUGGAAAUGUGUCUACACCAGAGAAUACCUUCGUCACACACACAUGGGAGAGGAUCUCUUGGACUGGCAUCAGUCCUUGAUCCUAAUCCAGUACAACACCAGCCGGAUUUUGGAACUCCGUAUGACUCUACACGACAAUGAUUCUUUUAAGUCCAACAACUCGAUCCCGAUGGAAUUCAGCUCGGACACUCACCUCUUUUUUGAGGUGACCCUUCAUUCACAGGACACCUUUGCCUUUGACUUUGUUUUGGAGGUGGUCUCCUGUUGGGUAACGGAGACCUCCAACCCAAAGGGAACACCGAAGGUAUUCUUCUUGAAUGAAAGUUGUCCUGUUGACGAGACCUUUCGGUGGUAUACAGCUAAUGGAUUACAACAGAAGAGCCGGUUUUCAGUACAGAUGUUUACUGUCACUCCAAAGAAACCCAUCUAUGUGCACUGCUUAACAAAAAUAUGCACCCAGCAGGAAAAGGAAAACUGCUCAAUGGUCUGUCCUGCAAGGAGAACAGACAAAAGAAGAAGAGAACUUAAAAACAGAUUGCUAACGGCAGUUCUGUCAGCUGGGCCCAUCAUUGUCGGGGAUCAUGCCACGAUGUCUGAGGCAAAACGAUCAGAUUGGCAUCAGCUUCUAAAUGUGAUGACAAUCAUUGGAGGAACAACAGGCUUCCUGUUUUUGACCUUGCUGGGCAUGAAUGCAAUAAAGUGCAUUUUAAAAUGCAGUGAAAAACAUCAAGAAAGGAUUCAAUGAUAAUACUCCUUUCCUUCCUCUUAGUUCUUAUAGAACUUUUAUAAAAUUUGUUUCUGUUCUGAAAAACAAAUCCAAAAGUACCUAAUGGACUACUUUUUGAAGUACAGUGUGGUGCUGGAUGUACCUAGUAGAGCUGGUGUGGAAUCUGCCAACACUGGAAGACAACUUGUGACUUGUCUUCAGUGUCCAGGAUUUGUACUUGUUUUUCCAGGUGUUAUACAUCUAAAAUUGUUACUAAUAAACCUACUGAAUUCUUGA
Molecule: messenger RNA, 3887 nt
Organism: Lepisosteus oculatus (spotted gar)
Lineage: Eukaryota; Metazoa; Chordata; Actinopteri; Semionotiformes; Lepisosteidae
Biological process (GO): neutrophil migration
Cellular component (GO): apical plasma membrane; cell surface
Molecular function (GO): calcium ion binding; protein binding
Source: RefSeq, a predicted model, not a curated record